Rhincodon typus (whale shark) is the source of this 3869-nucleotide messenger RNA. RefSeq names its product gastrula zinc finger protein XlCGF8.2DB-like. Gene Ontology annotation, molecular function: RNA polymerase II cis-regulatory region sequence-specific DNA binding; DNA-binding transcription factor activity, RNA polymerase II-specific. Bases 412 to 1239 code for a protein of 275 amino acids. Lineage: Eukaryota; Metazoa; Chordata; Chondrichthyes; Orectolobiformes; Rhincodontidae. The transcript is spliced from 4 exons. The record is from RefSeq and is a predicted model, not a curated record. Gene Ontology annotation, cellular component: nucleus. Gene Ontology annotation, biological process: central nervous system development; regulation of transcription by RNA polymerase II.
CGUGAUCGCACACGAGGGCAGCGCAGUAAUCGCUAAUGAUCAAGGCCUGGGCGUCUGUGGAAGGUGCCGGACACGGUAAAGAAAGAAAUAAACAGCAGAAAGUGGGAGCGAAAUGGCUUUUACAAGUAAAUGUGCAGGUGGGAAUCUCAAUGAUUGUAACACCAAACUCUGACAGAAUUAUUCAGUUCAUCAGGACCUGGAUAUUCGCAUUGAGUGGUGACGAGAACUGGACAGGGUACUCCAGAAGAGGCCUCACCAACAUUCUGUACAACCUCAAUAUAAUGUCUUAACUCCUAUACUCAGAGGUCUGAGCAAUAAAGGAUUUUGAACAUUGAAGGAAAAUACACCGUACACACUGGGAAGUAACCUAUAUGGUCUGUGUGUGGAACUGUCUGUGAAGGUUCAUCUGAAAUGUCCAAAUGCCAGCGCAGUGACAGUAGGGAGAGACGGUGGAAAUGUGGGGAUUGCGGGAAGGGAUUUCUAUACCCAUCCCAACUGGAAACUCACCAACACAGUCACAGUGGAGAGAAGCCAUUCACUUGCUCUCAUUGUGGGAAGGGAUUUAUUCGGUCAUCCCACCUGCUGGAACACCAGCGAAUUCACACUGGGGAGAGACCAUUCACCUGCUCCGAUUGUGGGAAGGGAUUUGCUCAGUCAUCUAGCCUGCUUAAACACCAGCGAGUUCACACUGGAGAGAAACCGUUCACCUGCUCUGAUUGUGGGAAGGGAUUCAAUCAGUCAUCCAACCUGCUGAAACACCAGCGAGUUCACACUGGGGAGAAACCAUUCACCUGCUCUGAAUGUGGGAAAGUAUUCACUCAGACAACUCACCUGCUGAUACACCAACGAAUUCACACUGGAGAGAGACCAUUGACCUGUUCUGUGUGUGGGAAAGGCUUUGCUGAUUCGAACUCCUUGCUGAUACACCAGCGAGUUCACUCUGGGGAGAGACCAUUCACCUGCUCGGAGUGUGGGAAGGGAUUCACUUGCUCAUCUAACCUACUGAGACACCAGAGCAUUCACACUGGGGAGAGACCAUUCACCUGCUCGGAGUGUGGGAAAGGAUUCACUUGCUCAUCUCACCUACUGAUACACCAACGAGUACACACUGGAGACAGACCAUUCACCUGUUCUGAGUGUGGGAAAGGAUUCAAUCGGUCAUCCUACCUGCUGACACACCAGCAAAUUCACAAAGAACCACAGUUGAAAGAUUUCGCUCUGACUCACAGUAAGGAAUGAACCAUGGUUUAGGGCUGUUUGUACUGAAGUUUUUAAUCCCUGCUGAAUUAAAGGUGCUGAUAUUGUCGAUUAAAUUUAAUAACAAAUGUGUGUAUCAGUAGGGUAGGUUUUGGAAAUGAUCACAUCAUCUCUGUACAUCAACGCAUUCACAUUGUCGAAAGACGGUCCACCUGCAUGGAGAAGGGAUUUCCUGAUUCAUCAGGACUGGUUAACCACCAAUGAAUUCCUAAAUGAUUAUAGGUGUUGCUUUUUUUAUACUACUGCUGUCAAUAUCCAAGCCAUGUUUUUUGGGCUUGCUUCUGGUAAUCAUAAUCAUAGAAUCCCUACAGUGUGGAAACAGGCCCUCUGAAGAGCAUCCUACCCAGACCUAUGCCCCUACCCUGUCCCAGUAACCCUGCAUUUCCCAUGGCUAAUCCACCUAAUUUACUUAUCUUUGGAUUCGGGGAGGAAACCCACAUAGACACGGGGAGAAUAUGAAAACUCCACACAGUCAGCCAAGGCUGGAAUUGAACACCGGUCCCUGGUACUGUGAGGCAGUAAUGCUAACCACUGUUCCACGUUAUGUUUGUACACACCAUAUGUCUGGCUACUUAUUUGGGAGAAAAAUGAUAUAAAUCAGCUUUUUGUUAAACACUACUGUGCAUCAAGUUUUUGUUUUAUCUCUAAAGCUGACUCAUUUAUUUUGAAGGGCUCGUCACCUCCCCUCCAAGUGCGAGGAACCUGUGAAGUUUAUUUGUCACUCAGAAUGAGACAAUCAGUGCAUUUUACAUGAGCAGUUGGCAGAUCAAUUGAGAGACAGCCCGUAAUGCUGGAAAUUUAGUGCAACAUUGGAAUUCUGUGCACCUGGGUGGAAGUUUAUCAUCAUCAUCUUGUUCCGGUUUGUUCAAGGUGGAUGGGAUUGCACCUGAAGUAGAGUGGGAGCGGCGUGCUUACUGAGAGGGUUACGAGUGCUGCUGGGAAGCAUGUAAAUUAACUUGGCAAGGGGCUGAGAUCCAGAGAGAAUGUUCAAAAGAUUAGGAUGAACAGUCAAAAUGAGAAGAAACAAGUGAGUUAGGAAGGUAUCAACAUUACAGGCCAGUGAAAAUACAAGGGAGUUUGUCAAGACUGACUGGCAUUUCUUUCAAUGUUACACGUCUGAUGAACAAAUUGAAAUAUUGGGGUAUGAAGACACAGCUGUCACUUAGACAUGGUUGGCAGCUCAAUGUUCCAGAAUACAAGGUCUUCAUGCAAGAGAGCAGAUAUGGCAAAAGAGGAGGAGAUGUCACAAUUUUGUUAAGGGAAUCUGUUAGAGCAAUAACGAGCGAUGACAUCUUAGAAAACCCCUUAAAUAAACCCAUAUGGGUAGAACUAGAAGAGCAGGUAAGGAGGCGAUUUCAGGGAAGUGUAUAAGUAAAACAGUUGUAACAGCAGGGGUUUUCAACUUCCUCUGUGGUCAUCAUAAUGUGAAGGGUUUGGAGUAAUUUUUAAAACAUAUUCCGGAUAGUUUUUUAAGUCAGCAUAUGGAAGUCCCAGGAAGGGAAUGGGAGGUCCUGGACUUUAAGUAACAAAGCCAGGCAAGUGGUUGAAGUGUCAGUCAGGGACCGUAUUGCAGACAGUUAUCAUAACUCAGUUAUAUUCAUGUUUGUCUGGAAAAGGACAAGGAUGUGCCAGAAAUCAAAGUUCUAAACUAGUCAAUUUUAAUAAGAUCAGAUAUGAUUUAACCAGAGUGUGCUGGGAGCUGAUACUUUCAAGUAAAUGUGCAAUAAGGAACUUAAAAGAGGAGAGCUACAAGAGAGACUGAAUGGAUACAGGCAGCUAAAAUAAAGGAAAAUACUCAAUUAUUUUGCACAUACAUUGGUGCUUAAAGAAUAACGAGGGAAAGAGUAAGGGUCCACAGCAGUAAUUUUUGUGUGGAGCCAGAGGAUAUAGGUAGGGUUCGAAAUGAAUACUUUGUGUCAGUGUUCACUAGUGAGAGAGAUGAUGUGGGUGUAAUUAUCAGGGAGAAGGUCUGUGAUAGAAUUAAAUAUAUUAGCCUGGAGAGGAAGGAGGUCUGAGUCGUCUGGCUGGGGAAAGUGCCAGAUGAGCAGCAGGAAGAAAUGAGUUAAGCAGAAGGGAUAUCAGUGCUGUAGAGGUUCAGGGGAACAGCAUGAAGGAUCAGGAUUAGAGGUGGGGACAGGAGGAAAGACACAUUCGUCAUUCACAGAAAACACAGAUCAAAAUGUUUCUCUGAUGAAGUGUUACUGGAAUCGAAUCUUUAACUCUGUUUUUCUUUCUAUAAGUGCUGCUAAACCUGCCGAGCUUCUUCAGUACUUUGUUUUUAGCCUUUGCACACUGUGUUGUUGCUCCCUCUUCACCACUCUUUUCCACUGCUGUUCUCCCUCUUUCCACACUUGACCUUUGUCAACCUUGGAGAUAGUAACUAAAUCUACCUUAAUAAACGCACCAAUCUCUGUUGCUGACUGAAUGAAGUUAAUCUGUCUGUAGAGUUAAUAGUGAAAGAAUUAAACACUUCUCCUGUAUGUUCUGUCAGUAAAUAUCAUCCCUGCUUACUUCAAUGAUGUUGUUUUUGAAACAGGAGGGAAGAGAAACUCAUGUAGAGUCACACAGCAUGGAAACAGACCCUUUGGUCCAACCAGUCCAUGCUGACCAUA